Messenger RNA from Leucoraja erinaceus (little skate), 1838 nucleotides. It is a transcript of the gene selenol, whose product is annotated as selenoprotein L. The transcript has 9 exons. The record is from RefSeq and is a predicted model, not a curated record. Lineage: Eukaryota; Metazoa; Chordata; Chondrichthyes; Rajiformes; Rajidae. Bases 74 to 556 code for a protein of 160 amino acids.
GGAACGGGAACCCUCCUCCACCCAGUCGCCUCCCUCCCUGCCUCCCGCUCGGAAGUGCAGUCGGGCCGCAGCGAUGGAGGAUUGCAGCCCGGGAGAGAAGGAGCUGCUGCGGGCUAUCGACGAGCUGUCCCGGGGCGGCCGGGGCAUCCUGGCGGCGGCGAGGGAGGAGAGCGGCGGAGCAAGGGCCCAAGAGUUUGUCUCCCUGAAGAUAGGCCGCCUGGCUGGGCUGAUUCAGCUGCAUGCAAACUUUUUCAACAACUUGAAUGUGCGGAGGAGAAGUGAUGUUGAAGAUUUGUUCAAAAAGUUUUACCAGUCUACCGCUGUGCGGGAUCAGGUGGAAGACUUGAUGAAGUUCGAGUUGGAGUGGAACAAUUUCCUGGGUGACGUGGAUAAUCAAAUAGAAGCAAACGCGUUCCAGGCCCAGCUGAAAUUGGGCACACAGGUCCCUGGAUGCAUGAAGCUCACUGAUGUGAGAAGUGGAAGAGAAAUUCAACUCGAAGAGUUCCUCCACCGUCGGGAGAAACUGCUGCUGGUUUUGCUGAGGCAUUUUGCCUGACUACCGUGACGCGAUCACCUGGUACAACUACAGGCGCAACAGAGCUGCCUUGAUGUUGUGCCCCUGAAAGUCCUGCUGAUCUCAUUUGGAUGUAAAGAGGGAGCUGUCCAAUGGCUUCAGGAGACCAAAUGUUCCUACGACAUGUUGCUGGAUCCCAGUCGGCAGUUGUACCAUGCGUUUGGUUUGGGAAUAUCUGUUAAAAAGGUGUGGAACAUUGACUUGAUUACUUAUUAUGCAGAGCAAUUAGUCAGCAAUCGGACCUUACCCAAAAAAAAUCACAACGUUGCCGAUGACCCGCACCAGCUUGGCGGUGACUUUGGUUUGGAUCAACGAGGAACAGUCAUUUUCUUCCAUCCAAGCGCCAGUCCAACAGACCGACCUGAUGUAUCAGAAAUACUGAAAGUCAUGAAAUAAUGCUGAUUCUGUAGAGUAGCAAGAAGCCUGAGGUGGGGGAAAGAAACUAUUUAGCUGUUUUAAUAACUGUGAUUCUACAUUCCUGCUCUUUGCAAAAUGAAUACACACAGGACAACACACCGUGCAAAUGAUAAGCAAUAAUCUAAUACCUUAAAACAGCAAGCGCUCUACUUUGUUCAUUUCACAUGACCGGCUGUAAUUAGGGAAUGACAUUCCAGGGAAAUUGAAGACAAAAUCGUGCAUGGAAUUGGAUUUGGUUUGUUUCUCCAGAGCUUCCUUGCUUUAACAGGGCUAGGCAGAAUCACUUGAGAACACUGCCUGGUGGAAAAUCAACUGUUUUGAGAAAUGUGGGGUGAGAUCACACAUUCAUAACAAUAUUCUGUCCCUUACUGAAUACUAAAUGGCAAGGAUACAUUGAAAUUAAAUAUCUUAGGAACAUUUUGAGUUAAAACCCAAGGGUUUCAAAAUGAAAAAAUGUGCUUCCAAGAAAUAAAUUUAGAAUAAAAAAUGGUGGCAUUACAUUGGAUCUGAUCUGGGAAGGAACAAGUUCCAUUUUCAGCUGAAUGGACAUGGAAAGUUUUGUAAUUUUUUAUUUUCUGGUCUCUCUUGAAGUAGUUGUCAGGAUCUGUGUGUGUGUUUAGUGGGGUAUGUGGGAGUACCAAGCGAUGCUUCCGGUUGCGGUGAGAAGGGAGUCAGUUUUAAGUGGAUGACAGUCGUGCCAUCACUCAGAAUAUCUGAAUGGUACUGCUUGAUAUAACUGUAAAACAGACACUGGCUUCACCUUGCAACAAGUGUCACCACAAAAGUAUAUAAGUUGUGAAUGAUAACUGAAGGAUGGAAUUAUAUAUAUUAUAAAAAAACAAAUAAA